AUGUCAGAAAAGUUACAGACAAUGCCAUGUGGCGUAGUUGACGAUCAGGAUUCAUCGGAGACUGCAGUGAGAGCUAAUAUCACCCUUUCCCAGGCCCCAAACACCCUCCCCCAGGCCCCACUCACCCUCUCCCAGGCCCCUCUUAUCCUCUCCCAGGCCCCGCUCAUCCUCUCCAAGGCCACGGUCAUCCUCUCCAAGGCCCCACCCACUCUCUCCAAGGCCCCACCCACCCUCACCCUGGGCCAACUCACCCUCUUCCAGGCCCCACUCACCCUCUCCCAGGCUCCACUCACCCUCUCCCAGGCCCCACUCACCCUCUACCAGGCCCCGCUCACCCUCUCCCAGGCACCACUCACCCUCUCCCAAGCCCACUCACCCUCUCCCAGGCCCCACUCACCAUCCCCAAAGCCCACUCACCCUCUCCCAGGCUCCACUCACCCUCUCCCAGGCCCCACUCACCCUCUCCCAGGCACCACUCACCCUCCCCCAAGCCCACUCACCCUCUCCCAGGCCCCACUCACCCUCUCCCAAACCCCACUCAUCCUCCCCCAGGCUCCACUCACCCUCUACCAGGCCCCGCUCACCCUCUCCCAGGCCCCACUCACCCUCUCCCAAACCCCACUCAUCCUCCCCCAGGCUCCACUCACCCUCUACCAGGCCCCACUCACCCUCUCCCAGGCCCCACUCAUCCUCUCCCAGGCCCCACUCACCCUCUCCACGGCUCCACUCACCCUCCCACAGGCCCCACUCACCCUCUCCCAGGCCCCACUCACCCUCUCCCAGGCACCACUCACCCUCUCCCAGGCACCACUCACCCUCUUCCAGGCUCCACUCACCCUCUCCCAGGCCCCACUCACCCUCUUCCAGGCCCCAAUCACCCUCUUCCAGGCCCCACUUACCCUCCCCCAGGCCCCACUCACCCUCUCCCAGGCCCCACUCACCCUCUCCACGGCUCCACUCACCCUCCCCCAGGCACCACUCACCCUCUCCACGGCUCCACUCACCCUCUUCCAGGCCCCACUCACCCUCUCCAAGGCCCCACUCACCCUCUCCCAGGCACCACUCACCCUCCCCCAGGCCCCACUCACCCUCUCCCAGGCCCCACUCACCCUCUCCCAGGCACCACUCACCCUCCCCAAGGCCCCACUCACCCUCUCCCAGGCACCACUCACCCUCCCACAGGCCCCACUCACCCUCUCCCAGGCCCCACUCACCCUCUCCCAGGCACCACUCACCCUCUCCCAGGCACCACUCACCCUCUUCCAGGCCCCACUCACCCUCUUCCAGGCCCCACUCACCCUCUCCCAGGCCCCACUCACCCUCUUCCAGGCACCACUCACCCUCUCCCAGGCACCACUCACCCUCUUCCAGGCCCCACUCACCCUCCCCCAUGCUCAUUUACAUAAAGAAAGUAAUUCCUUUGGAGGGCGGCUCCACGGCUCCACAUGCGGGAAGACUGACGUUGUGCUGGGGGCAUGGAGAGACGCUUAUGCAGAUCUACUCAACCGCAGCGUCAGUGACGUCAUCCAGGAUGACAUUGAUGAGGACACCCCAGUCAUCCUCCUCCAAGCCUCAGUCAUCCUCCUCCAAGCCCCAGUCAUCCUCCCCCAAGCCCCAGUCAUCCUCCCGCAAGCCCCAGUCAUCCUCCUCCAAGCCCCAGUCAUCCUCCUCCAAGCCCCAGUCAUACUCCCCCAAGCCCCAGUCAUCCUCCCCCAAACCCGAGUCAUCCUCCUCCUAGCCCCAGUCAUCCUCCUCCAAGCCCCAGUCAUCCUCCCCCAAGCCCCAGUCAUCCUCCUCCAAGCCCCAGUCAUCCUCCUCCAAGGCCCAGUCAUCCUCUUCCAAGCCCCAGUCAUCCUCCUCCAAGCCCCAGUCAUCCUCCCCCAAACCCCACCCCAGUCAUCCUCCUCCAAGCCCCAGUCAUCCUCCCCCAAACCCCAGUCAUCCUCCUCCAAGCCCCAGUCAUCCUCCUCCAAGCCCCAGUCGUCCUCCUCAAAGCCCCAGUCAUCCUCCCCCAAAACCCAGUCGUCCUCCUCCAAGCCCCAGUCAUCCUCCUCCAAGCCCCAGUCAUCCUCCUCCAAGCCCCAGUCGUCCUCCUCCAAGCCCCAGUCAUCCUCCUCCAAGCCCCAGUCAUCCUCCUCCAAACCCCAGUCAUCCUCCCCCAAACCCCAGUCGUCCUCCUCCAAGCCCCAGUCAUCCUCAUCCAAGCCCCAGUCAUCCUCCUCCAAGCCCCAGUCAUCCUCCCCCAAACCCCAGUCGUCCUCCUCCAAGCACCAGUCAUCCUCCUCCAAGCCCCAGUCGUCCUCCCCUAAGCCCCAGUCAUCCUCCCCUAAGCCCCAGUCAUCCUCACCCAAGCCUCAGUCAUCCUCCCCCAAGCCCCAAUCAUCCUCCUCCAAGCCCCAGUCAUCCUCCUUCAAGCCCCAGUCAUCAUCCUUCAAGCCCCAGUCAUUAUCCUCCAAGCCCCAGUCAUCCUCCUCCAAGCCCCAGUCAUCCUCCCCCAAACCCCAGUCGUCCUCCUCCAAACCCCAGUCAUCCUCCCCCAAGCCCCAGUCAUCCUCCCCAAAGCCCAAGUCAUCCUCCUCCACGCCCAAGUCAUCCUCCUCCAAGCCCCAGUCACCCUCACCCAUGCCCCAGUCAUCCUCCUUUAAGCCCCAGUCAUCCUCCCCUAAGCCCAGUCAUCCUCCCCCAAACACCAGUCAUCCUCCUCCAAGCCCCAGUCAUCCUCCCCCAACCCCAGUCAUCCUCCCCCAAGCCCCAGUCAUCCUCCUCCAAGCCCCAGUCAUCCUCCCCAAAGCCUCAGUCAUCCUCCUCCAAGCCCCAGUCAUCCUCCCCCAACCCCAGUCAUCCUCCCCCAAGCCCCAGUCAUCCUCCUCCAAACCCCAUCAUCCUCCUCCAAGCCCAAGUCAUCCUCCUCCAAGCCCCAGUCACCCUCACCCAUGCCCCAGUCAUCCUCCAUUUGACCCCAGUCAUCCUCCCCUAAGCCCAGUCAUCCUCCCCCAAGCCCCAGUCAUCCUCCUCCAAGCCCCAGUCAUCCUUCCCCAACCCCAGUCAUCCUCCUCCAAGCCCCAGUCAUCCUCCCCCAACCCCAGUCAUCCUCCCCCAAGCCCCAGUCAUCCUCCCCAAACCCCAGUCAUCCUCCCCCAACCCCAGUCAUCCUCCCCCAAGCCCCAGUCAUCCUCCCCAAACCCCAGUCAUCCUCCCCCAACCCCAGUCAUCCUCCUCCAAGCCCCAGUCAUCCUCCUCCAAGCCCCAGUCAUCCUCCUCCAAGCCCCAGUCAUCCUCCCCCAAGACCAAGUCAUCCUCCCCCAAGCCCCAGUCAUCCUCCCCCAAGCCUCAGUCAUCCUCCUCCAAGCCCCAGUCAUCCUCCCCAAAGCCCCAGUCAUCCUCCCCCAAGCCCCAGUCAUCCUCCCCCAAGACCAAGUCAUCCUCCCCCAAGCCCCAGUCAUCCUCCCCCAAGCCCCCAACUUUAAAGAUAUGUAA
Messenger RNA from Haliotis rufescens (red abalone), 3477 nucleotides. Its product is annotated as MAGE-like protein 2. NCBI's taxonomy places the organism in Eukaryota, Metazoa, Mollusca, Gastropoda, Lepetellida, Haliotidae. The record is from RefSeq and is a predicted model, not a curated record. Bases 1 to 3477 code for a protein of 1158 amino acids. The transcript has 7 exons.